This is a messenger RNA of Biomphalaria glabrata, 5662 nucleotides long. Its product is annotated as ceramide synthase 2-like. Gene Ontology annotation, cellular component: membrane. Gene Ontology annotation, molecular function: sphingosine N-acyltransferase activity; DNA binding. The coding region runs from base 38 to 1246 and encodes 402 amino acids. The transcript has 11 exons. Lineage: Eukaryota; Metazoa; Mollusca; Gastropoda; Planorbidae. The record is from RefSeq and is a predicted model, not a curated record. Gene Ontology annotation, biological process: ceramide biosynthetic process.
CGAAAAAUCUGGCACGUUUGUUUAGGUAGAUGCAAUCAUGGCGGAUAUAUGGAAUACUGUUUAUGAGUUUGUUUGGUCAGAGCAAUUUUGGUUAGCUGGAAACUAUACUUGGGAUGUGCUGAAAAAUACAGAUAAUGGCAUUUAUCAUCCGCAAAUAGCAGAUUUGCUUACCUCUGUUUACCUAUCUAUUGUAGUUUAUACUAUAAGAAUACUUUUCGAAAGAUACAUUUUUGGACCUAUUGGACAUUCUUUUGGAUUAAAAGCAAUUGUGAAAAAGGCUGCUCCAGUUCCUAUAUUGGAAAAUGCUUUUAAGCAGAAAAAAUCACCAUCAAAUGAAAUUUUGCAGCAUCCUCACGGUAUCAGUAACCACCGCCUGAUAUCUAGUCUUGCCAAACAAACAGAUAUGACAGUCAGACAGGUGGAGCGAUGGUUUAGGAUAAGAAGAAAUCAAGAAAGAACGCCUGUUUUCAAGAAAUUUUGUGAAUCCUCGUGGAGAGGGUUAUUCUAUUUCUUCAUAUUUUGGUAUGGAGUUUAUUUACAUUUAGAUAAAGUUUGGUUUUAUGAAACCAUGCAAGCAUGGGCUGGAUGGCCACAUCAUCACAUCACUAAUGAUGUCUACUGGUAUUACAUGAUAGAGGCUGCCUUCUAUAUUAGUUUGCUCUUCUCUCUGUUCACAGAUAACAAGAGAAAAGACUUUACUGAAAUGGUCAUCCAUCAUGUAGCCACCUUGUUGUUGAUGUUUAUGUCUUGGACCAACAACUUUGUUAGGAUUGGAACACUGGUUCUACUUGUUCAUGAUGCUGUGGACUUCUGGAUGGAGUCAGCCAAAGUAGCCAAAUAUUUAGGUUAUGACAAGCUUUGUGAACGUCUCUUUUUCAUCUUUAUGGUCGUCUGGGUCUUGACAAGAAUGAUCUUGUUUCCUUUUAGGAUCAUUCGUUCCACUAUGUUUGAGGCUCCAACUGGUAUAGGAAUUCCAACAGUUGGUUGGUGCACUAUGUGGUCAGUGUACAACUUUUUAUUAUGUAUUCUGCAAGUUCUACACAUCAUAUGGUUUUACUACAUUUGUCUGAUUGCUAAAGAUGCUUUCAGAGGCCAAAUGGAGAAAGACUCCCGCAGCAGCUCAGAAUCUGCCAGUGAUUCUGGUGGUGAUAUUCUGGAAAGCAAAGAAAAUCGUAUUGACCCAAUCAAAGCACCAACUCAAUCUCUCAAUGGUGUAGUCAGUGCCAAGGUCAAAAAAAUGUCUUAGAGUUAUUUUAUUUUAGUUAAGUAAUUUCUUUUUUUUUUUUACACCUGCCAAAUUCCAUUGAUUUUAAAAUUUUUUUUUAGAAUUAGAUGUUUGAUUUUAACUGUUCUCAAUAGGGGACACAAAUUUAAAAAAAGAUUUUAAAAAAAGGACAAAAAAAAAGUAUUUACUUUUUAUCUAGAUAUGAUUUGUACAAAUAUUUAAAAUUGUAACAUAAUCUGUGUGCAGAGUACCAUCCAUUAACCUACUCACUGUAUGUGCCUCCAGCAGUUAGGGCUGUAGCUUUUUUUCUUUUUUUUUAAGACUUACACCACAUAAAAAAAAAUAAUUUAACACUUAACUCAUUCCUUAUGUAUUGUUACAUUGUGCGCCACUGUGACUUUAGCUGAAGACAUAUCACUGCAUUUUGUGUUAUUGAUAGUUUGUACCAUUUUCUUUAUUUCAUUUUAAAACAAUAAUUAUUGUGUUUUUUUUUCAACCAAAAAUCACUAAAAACAGUUUUAUUCUCCUGUAUAUAAAUGUAUGCUUCAAUGUGUGCAUAUUUGUGUGUGUGUGUGAGCAUGUUUUUAGUGAAAAAAUAGGUCACACAAUGUAAAUACAAAAAUAUUGGAAGGCCUAAAUAAUUUUAUUCCAUUUUUUUGUUUGUUCAGUAAAUAAUGAAAAUUUUAUGCUAGUUUUAGAUAUAAAUGCUCAUUAUAUUUCAAAGAAAUGAAAAAUAUCUUUAUUUUGUUAAUAUUAACAAUGUUUGUGAUAAGUUGAAUAUUUGAUCCUUAUUUAAUUAUCUACAAAAAAGUUAAAAGAAAAAAACAAGCACAUUAAUUUGCUUUAUGAGUUAUGUAAGAUGAAAUUCCUUUUAAAUUUUUCAAUAUUUGAACUGUAAUAUGCAAAAAGUUGAUAAGCAACACAAAAUUACUUGAUACUGGUAUAAAAUUCUGCUAGCAUUUUCCACAUUUAAUCAUGCACCUUAUUUUUCACAUUCCCUAUUUUCCUUCUGCUGCACCAAGUUAAAUGAAGGUAUGAACUGAUUGACACAGAUUUUAAUUUACAUAAGGAAUGAGUUAAACUAGCACCUAGGCCACACAGUGGGAAUGUCUAGAUUUAUUUACUAAGUUGUUGAUGAAUAAAAGUCAGCAAUGAUGAAGCUGCAGUCAAAUCUGUUUAUGACUUGAGCAGACCAAUCAAAUGGUAGUAUAGAUCUGUGCAGAGAUUUUGUUAGGCAUACCAGUUGAAGGUCACUUGGUAUUGGCAUUCAUCAAAUUAUUACAUAUAGUUUCUUGUUUUAUCUUUUUCACAAUUUUCAGUUAUGAAUGAUAUAUACAUGUAUGUUUAUUAUAUAAAUAUAUGUGUUUCAUGAUUUUGUUAAAGCUCUUGUCUAUGCAGAAGUGUGUGAAUUGUGAUCAGUUUGCUUUUUAUGACCAGUAUGGUUGGGUUAUAAAAAUAAAAUUUUGAGUUGGCGAUUGCAUUCAUCUACUGUCCAUUUGACUGGCAUGUUGUUUUGAAUUAUAUAUUUUAAAUUCCUUACAUAUCAUAAUUUGCCUGUAGAAGUUGAUUAAUUGGCAGUGUAAAACAGACUUGUUUGAUUUUGGUCUCAACUGUUUAUCCAGUUUGACUGUAUGAAAAUAUCUUUUUUUUUUUUGUGUGCAUUGAUUGGGAUUUAUAAAAAACUAUACUGAUAGAAAUAUUGUCUUUAAUAUAGCAUUGAGAUGCUUAGGGUUUUAGUUUAACCAAUUUUUUUUACAUUUUUAAACUUAGAUAUGUACUUUUAAAUAUGUCAAUAGUGACUGAUAUAUAUUUUGAUAGAGGACACAUUUGUUUCUAAUGAAAUGAGCAAAAAGAGCUUGUAUUUCCCAACCUGGGCAACUCUGUAGACCUUUUGAUGGUGGCUGGAAAAUAUUUGAAUAUACACAGAGAGCGCUUCUAAAGAAAGAAUAUGAAUUUGUGUGUGAAAGUGGAUCAAAGAUGAGAAAGGAUGGGGAGAGAGAGGUCUGUUCUAAGGUUUUAUUUCUAUGGGGGAAAAAAAGGUUAAAGAAAAACUCAGCUGAAUUAGUAGAUUUUAAUGGUAAUAUAUUCAAGCCAUCUUCUGAGUUUAAGAGUUAGUAUUUGGAUUUUUUUAUAUCUAAACCAUUCAUAUGUUUUAGAGUAAUUUACACCUGAGUUUGUGUAUUGAGAGCAGUUUAUCAGGGUAAUGCUGACCCUAGCUUUUUUUUUUUUAUCUUAUAAACAGCAUGCACUUUGCUGUAGAAGGCUUUGUUUACUGCAUAGUAAUUGUUUUCCUUUGAUUGACAUGCUAUGGGUUAUAACCUCAUGUACUCACCUUGUGCUAGCAGGUCAUCAACUGACCAUGUGUAGUUUGGUGAUUUCAAUGAAUAUGACCACAAGGACUAGUGAUAUAUAUAUAUAAACAACAAAGCACCUUUUGUUGAAUGUUUGUCCUGCUGUCCAAAUUCCAAUGUACAGUCUGUAUUUCAUUUGAUCAUUAUGUUUAUACUAUUUGAAUUCUGUUGCUGAUAGUGUUGACUCUAUCACCACUUUAUUUAUUUUUGCACCGUGUUCUUUGAAUAAAUUUGUUUUUCUUUUUUUUUUUUUAUAUAACCUAAAUAGUUGUGAAAAUGAGUUUUUCUUUUUGUUUGGUUACAUUACUAACAAUUUGAGUGACUGAUGUUGAGAUGUAAUUGCUAAUAUUUACAGUGGACAAAAUUUCUCUUGCUUGUUAUAUGUCUUACUGAGCUAUCAAGCAUUGAUUUAUAUAUACAGAAAAUCUAUUAUGUUUUAUCAAUAUAACUCCAUGCAUCCACUUAUUUGAAAAUAAGUAACUGGUGCAUGCAUUAUCAUGUGAGUUUCUUCCUAAGAAAUAGUUAAUCCAAAUAGUCUUCUAGUGUAGGAUUUUUCCUACUGUGCUUUCUUUUGCAUUCAAAUGGUUUCAUCACUUCACUUAAUUUUAGAUACAAACUUUCUAAAAAGUGUUGUACCUAAUCAGUUAUAAUGUUCAUAGUCAUCACUGAUGCACAUAGCUAUAAUGAUGCUGAACACUCACACACACACACACAGUGGUAAUAAUGAAUGGAUCUUGCAUGUAAUUGUAAUACAAAUAUGUUUAAUAAUGAAUGCAUCUUGCAUCUAGCUAAUUCCACAUGCACAGAUAUGUAUAUAAAUAUAUACUGGUACACAAAUGUACAAGUAGGUUUCCUUGAAACUUCUAUUAAUUAGACACAAAAUUAAGGAUAGAUUAGUGAUUCUUUACUGUAUGGAACUAACAAGAAGGGAUAGUUUAGUGAGUCUAUACUGUAUUGGCCUCCUUAAGUCGUAAAUCAACUAUGGUUCAUCUCCAACACUUUUUCAUGUGGCUGUGGAUCUCUUUUGGAGAGACACUCCCGUCCACAUGUAUUGCAGGUCAAGGUGGCUUUUGCUUUGGCGGUAGAGAAGCCGACCAUUUUUAGUAUGGCACGCUUUUCUUCAAGAGCUGAGGCCCAUGUUUUCUCACUGUCCAUAGCUUUUUUGGUCACCCUCUCUCUCCAACUAGUGCGGUCUAGGGCUAUAUCUUCCCAAUGGUCAAUGGAACUAACAAGAAGGGAUGAUUUAGUGAGUCUAUACUGUAUGGAACUAACAAGAAGGGAUGAUUUAGUGAGUCUAUACUGUAUGGAACUAACAAGAAGGGAUGAAUUAGUGAUUCUUUAUUGUCUGGAAUCCAUUUACAUAUUAGUUAGCGCUCACCUGCAGGGCUUAAAUUUGAGUAGUUCAAUAAUACUAUUUGGUUUUCUCCUCCUACCAUUUGGAUUCACAUUGCUUGAAACAGCUUCAAACUAUUCCUUCAGUAUUUCUGUUUUCAUUUGUUGGUAUUUAAAUACAUAGGACUCAGUUUUUACAUUUUGUUAAUCAAAAGGAUUUCCAAACUAGUUGCUUUCAUGGGAUUGUUCUAAUAUUUAAUGAAAUCAUACUCCUGAUACAAAAACCUUUAUUGUGAUUCACAUGCUACAAUGAUUAAUGUUAUGUGAAUGAUUUUCUAGAAAUUUAUUAUUUAGUUUCUGAUAUUUUCUUUCUGUUUUUCAACCUUACUUUCUCACUAUAUUGUAUAGAUUCCUGAGUAUAUUACAAAGAGCAUCAGUUUGAGAACUGUUUUUAUUAAUAAUGUAUUGAUUGAUUCAGAAGAAACACUGGUCACAUUGAACUAUUCUGUUUAUGCAGCCAUUGAAUGUGCUAAUCACUUGUUAUUACCAGGACAUUAAUUGUAUGACUUCAUUGCUCACGUUUUCAGUGAAAUCUUUAACUGUCAAAUAAUCUUGAAAUGAUAAAUUAUUGUUUUUUUUCCCACAACCAAUGGAAGUUUAAUUUAAUUUAAUAAAUCAAGCCAUGCCUGCAAUAUUUUGUCUGUAAUAUCUAUUACAUCUGCAAUACUGGUAUUAAACAUUUAUUAUUCUAGCA